Molecule: messenger RNA, 1417 nt
Organism: Diospyros lotus (date-plum)
Lineage: Eukaryota; Viridiplantae; Streptophyta; Magnoliopsida; Ericales; Ebenaceae
Product: cinnamoyl-CoA reductase 2-like
Exons: 6
Coding region: 343-1161 (272 amino acids)
Molecular function (GO): oxidoreductase activity, acting on the CH-OH group of donors, NAD or NADP as acceptor
Source: RefSeq, a predicted model, not a curated record
AUAAUUACCUAUGGGCUAUCUAGUAGCCUGGGCGAUCAAGACUCUUUUCAUUUUUUCUGGUUUGUUAAACAAUCAUAUCCCAGAUCCACUCUUAUUGUCUGGCUCAUUUAUGAUUUGAGUCUGAAGAAGAAAUUUGGUUCCUUAAACAAUCAUCCCUGAUCCACACUCCUAUUGCGUGGCUUCCGUAUGAUUUGUUUCUGAAGAAAGGGUUUGGUUCCUCAAACAAUCAUAUCCCAGACCAACUCCUACUGUCUGGCUUCUGCAUGAUCUGUGUCUGAAGGAGGGAUUAUUGUCCUAGUUCUUUUGCUGCUUCUGUCAUAUGAUGAGAAAAAUGCUCAUUUGAUGAAAUUUGAAAAAGCUUCUGAGAACCUGCAACUUUUCAAGGUAGACCUGCUGGAUCGCAGUUCAGUUUCUGCAGCCAUCAAAGGAUGUGAUGGAGUCUUCCAUGUUGCCAGUCCAGUUCCCUCUGGCAGUGUACCCAACCCUGAGGUACAACUAAUUGAGCCAGCUGUAAAGGGUACACUUAAUGUACUCGAGGAAAGUUCUGCAGCAAAUGUCAAGAGAGUGGUGUUUGUAUCUUCUGGAGCUGCUGUUUCCAUGAACCCUGCUUGGCCUGAGGGUCAAGUGAAGGAUGAAGCUUGUUGGUCUGAUAAAGAAUAUUGCAGAAAAACUAACAACUGGUAUUGCCUUUCCAAAACAGAAGCAGAAAGUGAGGCACUGGAGUUUGCAAAAAGAAGUGGACUUGAUGUUGUGACAGUGUGUCCAACUCUUGUUCUUGGGCCAAAGCUCCAGUCUUCAACAAAUGCUAGUAGUUUGGUUCUCAUCAAGCUUUUGAAAGAAGGAUACGAUGAAGUCGAAAACAGGUCACGGAUGGUGGUAGAUGUCCGGGAUGUAGCUGAAGCGUUGUUACUGGCAUACGAGAAGCCUGAAGCCGAAGGAAGAUACAUAUGCACUGCUCACUUGAUCAAGUCAAAAGAUAUGGUGGAAAUAGUGAGGAAAAUUUACCCCGACUACAAUUAUCCUAAGAAGUUUAUUGAGGGAAAAGACAGUGAUAAGCUGAGUUCAGAGAAAUUGCAGACGCUGGGAUGGAGAUACAAAGCAUUAGAAGAGACUCUGGUUGAUUCCAUCGAAAGCUACAUACAAGCAGGACUUCUGGACUGAAAGAGCUUUUCUUCUUGGCACUCUGUGUUGUGUUGUAGUGUUUUCAAUUUGCACAUCACCCAGCAUUCUUAUUCUAUACAUGUUAUGGAUAUGUGUUCAUAUGGUAAUUUGAGAUAGGGGAGAAAUUGGGAGAUUUCUUGCAUUCAUAAUGAGGAUUAGUCUCUCCUCCUAUGGUUUGAAGGCCUACACGGUCUUAGGCCAUUACAUGGAGAGAUCUGAAAUCGUUUUAUGGUAUGCGCUCCAGAGAUAUAUUUAA